This is a messenger RNA of Drechmeria coniospora, 1491 nucleotides long. RefSeq lists its product as uncharacterized. Gene Ontology annotation, biological process: cytoplasmic translational termination. The record is from RefSeq and is a predicted model, not a curated record. Lineage: Eukaryota; Fungi; Ascomycota; Sordariomycetes; Hypocreales; Ophiocordycipitaceae. The coding region runs from base 1 to 1491 and encodes 496 amino acids. Gene Ontology annotation, molecular function: sequence-specific mRNA binding; translation release factor activity, codon specific. Gene Ontology annotation, cellular component: translation release factor complex; cytosol. The transcript is spliced from 3 exons.
AUGAGCGACGCGCAAGCGAACGAGGCCGAGAGGAACGUUAUCCGUCUUCAGAUUGAGAUCUGGAAGGUCAAGAAGCUCAUCAAGCGCCUCGAGGCCGCCAGAGGCAAUGGCACCUCCAUGAUUUCCCUCAUCAUCCGUAUGUUCCCGUCGCCAAACCUUGCCCUCUCCUCUCUCCUCCCUUCCCUCCUUCCCUCCCUCCCUCUCCUUCUUCCUCUUCCGACAUUGUGCAUGCACUCACGACGACUGCUAGCGCCCAAGGAUCAAGUUUCGCGCGCCGCCAAGAUGCUGGCCGAAGAAUAUGGCACGGCCUCCAACAUCAAGUCUCGCGUCAACCGACAAUCCGUCUUGUCGGCCAUCACCUCCACUCAGCAACGUCUCAAGCUGUACAACAAGGUCCCCCCGAACGGCUUGGUCAUCUACUGCGGUGAAAUCUUGACCCAGGAAGGCAAGGAACGAAAGGUCAACAUCGACUUCGAGCCGUUCAAGCCCAUCAACACGUCGCUGUACCUCUGCGACAACAAGUUCCACACCGAGGCCUUGGCCGAGCUGCUCGAGUCGGACCAAAAGUUCGGCUUCAUCAUCAUGGACGGCAACGGCGCCCUCUUCGGAACCCUGAGCGGAAACACGCGCGACGUGGUCCACAAAUUCUCCGUCGACCUGCCCAAGAAGCACGGUCGUGGUGGUCAGUCCGCCCUGCGUUUCGCCCGUCUGCGCGAGGAGAAGCGUCACAACUACGUCCGCAAGGUGGCCGAGCUGGCGGUGCAAAACUUCAUCACCGCCGACAAGGUCAACGUCGCCGGCAUCAUCCUCGCCGGUUCCGCCGACUUCAAGAACGACCUCAACGCCUCCGACAUGUUCGACAACCGUCUCCAGACAAAGGUCAUCAAGGUCGUCGACGUCUCGUACGGUGGCGAGAACGGCUUCAACCAGGCCAUCGAGCUCUCGUCGGAGACGCUCGGCAACGUCAAGUUCAUCCAGGAGAAGAAGCUCAUCGGCAAGUACUUCGAGGAGAUCAGCCAGGACACGGGCAAGGUCUGCUACGGCAUCGACGACACCCUCAAGGCCCUCGAGCUCGGUGCCGUCGAGAUCCUCAUCGUCUUCGAGAGUCUCGAGAUCACCCGCUGGACCCUCAAAGAUUCCGACGGCAACGAGAUCGUCCUUCACACCACCAAGCAGCAGGAGCAGGGCAACCGAGACGCCUUCCUCGACAAGCAGACGGGGCAGGAGAUGGACAUUGUCGCCCAGGAGUCCUUCCUCGAGUGGAUCGCCGAGCACUACAAGGAUUUCGGCACCGCCCUCGAGUUCGUCUCGGACCGCUCCACCGAAGGCAACCAGUUCGUCAAGGGCUUCGGCGGCAUCGGCGGCCUCCUCCGUUACAAAGUCAACUUUGAGCAGCUCGCCGACCUCGACGACGACGACGACUACUAUGACGGUUCGGCCCCCCUCCCCCCCUCUCCCGGCACCCGCGGCACCCCAGGGAAGGGAAGCUAA